This is a messenger RNA of Eremothecium gossypii ATCC 10895, 2139 nucleotides long. It is a transcript of the gene GCR1, whose product is annotated as transcription regulator GCR1. Gene Ontology annotation, biological process: positive regulation of ribosomal protein gene transcription by RNA polymerase II. Gene Ontology annotation, molecular function: RNA polymerase II cis-regulatory region sequence-specific DNA binding; DNA-binding transcription factor activity, RNA polymerase II-specific. The record is from RefSeq and is marked provisional. The coding region runs from base 1 to 2139 and encodes 712 amino acids. The transcript has a single exon. Lineage: Eukaryota; Fungi; Ascomycota; Saccharomycetes; Saccharomycetales; Saccharomycetaceae.
AUGGACACCAUUAAUCUAAGUACCAAUUUGCAUGAUUGGCUGGAGGACCCGAUGCUACAAGUAUCCGACUCUAGAGGUGCAGGCUCUGUUGGCGCCAGCACCACGUUGUCGCCUCCUGGUAUGAAGCAUUUGGAGCUGUCACAGAGCAACCCGACGCCGUCACCGAGAUCCAGUGUAUCGAUGAACAGGGGCAGUCACUGCAGGUCGGGUUUGUAUGAGCUCGUGCAGCGGGUGCCGUUGGACGAGAACAGCCUGCUGGCGUAUGUGCUGCAGCAGUAUUUCCAUGUGCACGAGAAGAAAGAGGCGGAGCUGCUGACGCUGGUGGAUAUCAUACUUGAUCAAACGUACCCGCAUUCGCUGACGUUGAGGAAGUUGCGGUACGAUUCGACUUACUUCCGUUACUUCGGCACAAUAUCCCGUGAGAACGAUAUUACGAGGUGCCCUGUGUUCUACGUUUCAUUGUACUUCUACAUGACGUGGGGCCUCCCAGCUCGCAAACAGAUCAGCUGGGACACUUUUUCUACCAUCCCAUUAUUAAGCAACCCCCCUGGUGAUGAAUAUGGUCCUGGCGCCAGCUGCUCCAAGCCAGAGUCACAGAACCACUCAAUGUCUAACAAGAUCACACGAAGUGUUAGCGUGCCUGCGCAGCUGAAACAGUCCGUAUAUCCAUGGCUGGCACAACUAAAGGAGGAUAUGAACCAGAAGGACCGGGUUAAUUACAAAUUAUACUCGCUCAUCGAACUAUUUCAGUAUCUUUCAGAAUGCAUCGUUCAGGAUAUAGCGUUCCUCGAAUGCACUGGCCAGCUUCCGGCCGUGCGGGAGCUAUUGCGGGAGGGCAACCAGAAGCUGUUUGGAUCAGCUAUGUUUGCGAAAUACAAGGAAGAGAUGAGGCAACAGCUCGACGGCGAAGUGGUAAACAAGGAUUGGCAUAACUCCAUCUUAUUGAGAAUGGAAGAGAAAUUCAAUCAGCUCACAGCUAAGACCGCACAAGACAACACGAAGUUGAACAGUGAGAUUAGCGAUCUGAAGGGAAAGCUCAACUCCAUGAGUUCCAUGAUAUCUCAGCUAUUGGAAUCUCAGCGGCAGCUGAUCUCGAGGUCGUCUUCGCAUGUGCCAGCCCUGUCGGGAACAGCAGUGUCUGCGCUAGAUAAAGCUCUUCAACAGCCGCUCUCUCUCAACGAUACAGCGUCCGCGUUAGCACCGAUCAGCGUACUUCCCUCUUUAAGUCAGCAGCAUCUCGCCGACGGCAAGCGAAAGCUGCCGUUGCCAUCCGCCCCUAGCCCGCUGGAUCACUCUGCGGGCGCGACGUUGAAGAAGUUCCGGUUUGAAGACCGAGUUCUGGAGGGGACAGCGGGCACGCCAAAUAAUCUUGGAUCUCCUCUUGAACCUCUUUUAUCGAGAGCUAUAUCAUCUCCACGCAUUCCUAUUACCUCGCUCACGACACAGAUACCCCCUACUUUAGCAGCUGCAACACCGCCUCUGCACGUACGUCCGCAGAAUACUCGCAUACUUCAGGAGCCAAGGCAAGCUGCCGACCCCACAACAGCCGCGAUGACCCUAACUCAGGACUGUAUUAAUACCGUUAUGGCGGAUGAGCUUGAGCUACAGAAGGCUCCUCUAGACGAGUCCGUGCAUAACCUGGCAGUCAACAAUACAGCUUCGUCCAACGGCGGCCCCAACGAAUCCAUCAAAUAUAAACUAUCCAGGGAUAACAAAACAAUUUGGGACCUCUACACCGAAUGGUACAAGGGUUUCGAUGGCAAGCCAUCUAUCAAGUCGCUGAUAGAACGCUAUGGUUGGCGCCGUUGGAAAGUCAGCGAUGAUUCCCAUUUCUUUCCUACGCGCAGGAUCAUCAUCAACUAUAUCGAGAAGGAGUGUGACCGCGGCGUUGCUAUGGGUAAAUACCCGUCUACCCUUGACCGGGAAGCGGUCCGAAAGCUGGUGGCAAAAGAUUUGGAGAACUUCCGCGUAACCAACAGCCUCACGCUGAACAGUCUCUCCCUAUACUUUCGCAACCUAACACGGGAGCAGCGGGAAAUAUGCAUAUACAACAACUUCACCGACUGGAGCUUGCUAAUCCUUCCGGAAGAGGAGAAAACCAAGUACUGCAAAAGAAAGCAGGGUUCUUCGUCAGAAUAA